Molecule: messenger RNA, 1165 nt
Organism: Micropterus dolomieu (smallmouth bass)
Lineage: Eukaryota; Metazoa; Chordata; Actinopteri; Centrarchiformes; Centrarchidae
Product: H-2 class I histocompatibility antigen, Q9 alpha chain-like
Exons: 7
Coding region: 92-1165 (357 amino acids)
Biological process (GO): immune response
Cellular component (GO): external side of plasma membrane
Source: RefSeq, a predicted model, not a curated record
GACGAACUGUAAUCCUAUGUGCUUCUCUGGAGAUAAACAUAUUGAUCGUUAGUCAAAAGUCGAAGCUUUUGAUGCGAUAUGUAACCUAACAAUGAAGAUCCUGGUUUUCCUGGCCCUCCUGGGAAUAGGUCUAGGCCUACAUUUCGCUGCAGCAGUGACUCACUCUUUGAAGUAUUUCUACACUGCGUCUUCUGGAGUCCAAAACCUGCCAGAGUUUGUGGCUGUUGGGUUGGUUGAUGAAGUUCAGAUAAUUCACUUUGACAGUAACACCAGGAGAGCAGAACCUAAACAGGACUGGAUGAGCAGAGUCACAGCAGGAAAACCUGACUACUGGGAGAGGGAGACUCAGGUGUUGUUGAAUAAACAGCAGGUCUUCAAAGGCAACAUUGACAUUGCAAAGCUGCGCUUCAACCAAAUUAGAGGUGCACACGUUUUCCAGAACAUAUAUGGCUGUGAGUGGGACGAUGAGACUGGAGAGGUUAGAGGUUAUGAUCAGUUUGGUUAUGAUGGAGAAGACUUCAUGGCAUUUGACGUGAAGACAGAGACAUGGAUCGCUCCAACACCACAGGCUUUCAUCACCAAACAAAAGGCUGAUCACGACCAAACUUUGAAAGCACAAGACAAGAACUACCUGACCCGGAUUUGCGUUGACUGGCUGAAGAAGUAUUUGGACUAUGGGAGGAGCUCUCUGCUGAGAACAGAGCUUCCCUCAGUGUCUCUCCUCCAGAAGACUCCCUCCUCUCCAGUCAGCUGCCACGCUACAGGUUUCUACCCUGACAGAGCCACGAUGUUCUGGAGGAAAGAUGGAGAGGAGCUUCAUGAGGACGUGGACCACGGAGAGAUCCUCCCCAACAACGAUGGAUCCUUCCAGAGGAGUGUUGACCUGAAACCUCCAACUGGAGACUGGGAGAAGUACGAAUGUGUGUUUCAGCUCGCUGGUGUGAAGAACGACAUCGUCACCAAACUGGAGAAAUCAAAGAUCAGAACCAACCAAGGGAAUCCCUCUGACAUGACUGUCAUCAUCGUCAUUGUUGCAGUGGUUGUUCUUGCUCUUGUCGCCAUCGCUGUCAUUGGAUACUUCAUUUACAAAAAGAACAAAGCCAAACGCCCUCCAUCUCCUGAAAGCAACCCUGAGGUGCAGAAGGAGCUGAUCCAAAAGCUCUAA